GAUAAGUCAUUUAGGUAGCGCAAAUUCCGCCCGAUUUGCCUGGAAACCCACCCCUAAAUGACCUUCGCACUAGGUAGCAUGGGACUGACCGUGGCAACGUCUCGAAUUCGUUAGUAUUCCAAGCACCACGAUCGAGAACAGACCGCAGAUGACGUCCGCCAGCGAUACAGAACCCACUGCAGCAUCGCUGCUCCAGCUGAAUGACGAUGUCCUGGCUUUGAUCAUCCGCCAGCUGAACGUUUACCAGCAGUUCCAAAUCGGCAGGUUGAACAGGCGACUGGAGAGCAUAGUGCAGAUGCUCUGGAGGACCCGUGUUCACAACGUUGUCCUGCAGGACGAGAUGUUCGGUCGCUCGGCAACCAAUUCCCGACAGUUUGUGGCUUUCAUUGUGGCCCUGGCUCCGCACAUGCAGCGCCUGAGCUGCCAGCAGUUGGAUGUCCGAAGACUGCGACUGCUUAGUAGCCACACCCUGGAGAGGAUUCACUCCUUGGAGUGGUUGGGCAAUGGACAUCGACGAGGACGCGUUCGCUUCGUGGACGAGGAUGUGCGACUGCUUCACCGGGUACUUCCCAACCUAAAGAGCCUCAAACUUAGGGGCUGCCAAAUCACCGGGAAGUACCUAUGCGACCUAGAGCACCUUACCGAUCUCCGCCUGGACGAUUGCCAGUUUCUGGAGUCGCAGCACUUCAGGGAUAUCUUCCGGCAGCUGAGACUGCGCAAAUUUGAUAUAAUGGAGGACUGUGACGAGGUGAAUUGCUGUGAUCUUGCGGAUCUGCAGCUGUGUCCGACACUGGAGCACAUCAAGAUUGCGGACUACCACCUGUGCAUGGAGUCGGAUAUUACGCAGCAGCUACUGAGAUUGCCACACCUGCGAAAGCUGUCGAUAUAUUCAAAAAACUUUGUCUUCGAUGUGCUAUCGAGGAUAGCUCGUCCUACCAGCCCUCCCGGAGCAGUCAGACUUAUUGAGGCCUUUCGUUUUAGUGGAGUUUUGCACGAUUAUGGAAGAUUCUUCAGGGAGCUGGGUAAUCUCAGGCAGUUGACGCGCCUGGAGCUGCAUGGCCAGCCGGAGGAGGAGGACGGCGAUCAGUUGCAGUGCCUGGAGGAUCAGAUGCUGCGGCAACUCGCCAGUCAAUUGCGUGAGCUAACCGAACUUCAUUUGUGUGGCUAUCAGUUGGAGAGUCCUUUGGGCCUGCUGGAAUUCGUCAUCAAUUGUCGACAGCUGAGAGUCCUCGACAUCACCAGAUCCAGGUGCCAUGGAGAGUCCUUCGUCUGGAGCUGCAUUGCCAUUUUGGCCAAGCAAAGGUGGCGAAGUCGUCCCCUGGAGUUGUGGAUCCGGCAUAGCGAUAUCAAUCCGGAAAUAGUUCAAAGUCCGCGCUGCCUGGACAACAUUAAGCUGAUACAGGUGGAUGCUAAACAGAUCGGACCCAACAUGGACUACACGUCUGGCGUCCUCAAGUUUAGCUUUGUGCGGUGACCCACUGUCCCAUGAUGGAUGGAAGACUGAAGGACCACCAACUUCUCGCAGCGUGCUAUUCUGGGAUAUGCUCCAACUGAUCAAGCUCAAAUUAAAAAGUUUUA
This is a messenger RNA of Drosophila teissieri, 1578 nucleotides long. RefSeq lists its product as uncharacterized. The record is from RefSeq and is a predicted model, not a curated record. The transcript has 2 exons. Gene Ontology annotation, molecular function: protein binding. Lineage: Eukaryota; Metazoa; Arthropoda; Insecta; Diptera; Drosophilidae. Bases 149 to 1474 code for a protein of 441 amino acids.